Molecule: messenger RNA, 5864 nt
Organism: Nylanderia fulva
Lineage: Eukaryota; Metazoa; Arthropoda; Insecta; Hymenoptera; Formicidae
Source: RefSeq, a predicted model, not a curated record
UGUUCCGGCGCGAAAGCCGUUACCUGUCGGUCAGUCGCGGAGCGACAGUUUGCGCGUCGGUGCGCGGUUCCUCGGAUUUUCGGUAAACGCGCGCGCGCGCGCGUGUGUGUGCGUUUGAUAAAGAAAAAAAAAGGAGGAAAGAAAAAGUCGAUCGUUAUUCGCGGAUGUACGCGCGCCACCGAUCGACGUCGUCCGGCACCAUCACGUCGCCUAAUUAACGUCGUUAAGAGUGCUUGAUUGCGAGCAGCCUGUUGUCGCGACGUCUUUUUCUUCUUCUGCCGGAAAUGCAGCCGUUUAAAAACCGUCGUGACAAUUUCUGCGCUCGUUAUUACGGAACAGUGGCGGUGAUAAGACUGGAAUUCGAAGAAUUUUGUCAUCGCGGAUGAUAUAACAGUGUAAUGAGAUUUGAUUUUUAAGGAGUCCAGAGGAGAGAUCAUCCAGCAUGGUUCUUACUGUGACGGAGGACACUCCGGCGGAUAUGUUGGCCGGAAGUAUGGAGCUUCUGGUCCAACUGCCUCGUGAUCUUCAUACACAGAGGCUUACAGUGUUAAGAAGUACACCGAUGAUGGAUCUUCUGGUGCAGAUCGCGACGGCUCAUAAAUUAUCAGCUUCAAAUUACACAUUACAAGCGAUCGGUGAACACGGAUUAGUUCUAUCUCAUCAUCCAAACACUCCUAUAGGAGUAUUAGACGUUCUUCAGGUUAAAUUACUUCCCAAACAGAGCACGUGUGUGCCACGUAAAACAAAGCAAGCUAAUCAACCUUUUGAACCGACAUUUAGAUUGCAGGUGCAUCUGCCGAGAAAUCAACUCUAUGUGUCGAGGGUCAGUCCGAAGAUGAACCUUGGAGAAAUUCUAGAUGAAGUGUGUCGCGAAAAGAAUCUGGACAAAAAUAAUUACGAACUUCGUCAUCCAGCCAACCUGGAGGAGACGUUGGAUUUAUCGCUAUCGCUGCAGGACUAUCAUCUUCAGGAAGUGACUCUUUACGCGAAACAGGGCAAGAGUCUGGGUCCGACGUUAAGUACCCAGGACAUAAUGGCCCUGCAGAGGCAGGAGGAGCGACGCCGACAGCAGACCAAGCAAAGCGUGUUCGGCUUCAUGUUCAAGAAGUCCAAGGAGAGCUCGCUCAGCACGGAUAGUCUCGGGGCUCGCAGCGUUUCGCCAGCCAGAAGUGACGAGACAGCGAGAAGCGCCAGUCCUCUUCAGCCGCCAGUUCGACCGCAGAGGAAGAGGAGACCGGCCCCGAAACCACCGACGUUGGCCGCGCCUGAUGCUCAAGAUGCAGCCGGGGACAGCGGCAAGGACAAAACCAUGAUCAAUCACAGUCGCAACAGCAGCGACAGCUCCGGUUACCACGAGGCCUCGGUGCUCAGCGAUCAUCCGGAGUCGGCCGCGAGGCUACCGGAGACCCUGCCGAGGCGGAGCAAGGCCCCGGGUAUGUCCAACGCGUCCAGAAAACUCGCGCAAACCUCGCAGUCCAGCAAAAGUCUCAGCAAUCUAGUGACCACCGGCGGAACCCUCAGUCGAGGGAUCAGCAACACCUCUCUCAGCUCCACCGGUUUUCGAAAGAAGAGGACUGCACCUUCCCCGCCGACAACCAGACCAGUUUCAUUGGCGAUUUCCACACAGGCGUUAGAACGCAUCGUCGAUUCCGAGGCGUCGUCGACGUCCGGCGCGAAUCCCUCGAAACCGUCGUCGGACAUUGGCGCACCGACGAAGAUCAGUUCCGAGAUCGAGUUUCUUCAAGCGAAUUCCGACAUCGGCGUAGGAUCAUCGCAGUCGAUGCUCGAGCUGAAUCGCAAAUCGAAGUCGGAAGUCGCGACGUACAAGUUCGACGGCGGCAUUCAGCAGAAUCGUGUUGCUAAAACGAAUGUCGAGGCACGUGCCGAAACCGAUUCGCUCGACUAUAAGCUUGCUAAAGCGGAUGUGGACGCGAGCGCUCCUGUAGAAGUUGCCCCAAAAGUAGAGCAAGCUAGAGUAGCGACGAAAAGAGUUGGAGAACCUGUACCCCUUCCCACGCCUCGAAAGGUUAACACGUGUAAGAUUAGCGCUUCAGAAUCUCCAAAGGCACCUAAGCGUAAAGUGGUCCCGCCCUUGGUACCGCCAAGAAUCUUGAACACGAAACGCGAUCGUACAAACAGUCUGAAUGAAGAUGAUAUUGCGCACGUUAAGCUAGAAAGGACGCAUUCGAAGUCGAAAAUUGAUUCUGCACCUUCAACCGAAGACCAGAAAGCGAUCCAAGAAGAAGAGACAUCAAAAAUCGAUGAAGAUGACAUGUCUUUAAAAUUAAAUCAAAAUCCAAGUCACCAAAUGAGCAGCAACUUGGAAUUACAGAAUCCUAACUGUACGGAAUCGAUCCUCAUUGAUCCAGAAUCCAAAGCUAAACCUUUGAACGGAGAUGGAUUUAGCAAAGAGGAAAGAUUAGAUGUCGAUAAUUCAGAGAUUCAUGAAUCAUUAAAUUUGAAUAAUGAAGAAAAUGGGCUAUCUUCUGAUUCCAUAGAGUUGGAAAGAAAUGUUUUAGAGAAGAAAUCAUCUUUACUUAUUUCUACGGAAAAGGAGAAUAAUACUUUACACCAAGAUGACAAUAUAAAGUCUGAAAAUAUAGCUUCACGUGAUGAAAGUGAGAAUCAACGUGGUAAAUUGAAUGUAUCGAACGAUGAUUCUCUGAUGAACAAAAGUACGAACAACGAACAACUGAAGCUAUUGGAUGAUCAAUCUUGCGAAGGACCACUUAGAGUGCCGAGGAAAAGACUUUCUUCCUCAAUUAAAAUCGAAGAAGGUAUCGAGACAGCAAAAUAUCUUCAUCCCAAAGACGCAACGUGCGACGCAGAAGUGAAGAGUAAUUUUGAAAAAGAAGAAGAUACAUGUACGAUCAUCUCCACUAUACCAAAGUGCGAUCAUUUUGAUGUCAUUAGGAAAGAUGAUGCUUUAAAAUAUAACAUUGUGGAAAAUGUGCAUGAAUUAUGCCAGAAACAAAUUGAUCAAAGCGAGGAAUCAAACAACGGUGUGAAGACUACUAAAAGGACAAAGGUGAUUCGGAGCCAGUCCAAGUCGGAGGACUUCGAGGUGGAUACCUUGAAGAGGCAGAAGCGACAUCUUACCUCGCCUCAAGAGGACAUCGCGCACGCUUUGAACCUAAAGUUCUCCUCUCGAAACUCGGUAUCUUCCCAAAAAGAGCAGGAGGAAAUUAACGCAGAAUAUCGCGAUGAUCGUGCAAGAGAUGGGGAUGUAAAUAAGAGAGAAUCGUACGAUGGAUUAAUCACAGCUAACCAAGACGUCUUAUCCACACCAACCGAUAUCCUGCUGCAGAAGGUAUCGGACACCUUAUCAAAUGUGCUACCAGCCCCAUCGUCUCUAGAAUCAGAAACGUUGCCCCUGAAGACGAGUCACCCAACCGCAUCCAUCCAAGCAAGCAUCAACUUCAAACAUUCCACAACUAAACCAGAACCCUUCGAGGACGAGGACGAGUCAAACGAGGUCUACAAGUCGUGUCUCGAUCUUUCAGAAGCCACUUUGAGCGCCAGCACGCCAAACAUUACCGCUAAUUCGCAAGAGAACACUUCAGAUUACGUGUCGGCGAUGAACGAGGACUUGGAGUCAAUCAGCGACUGGAAGUAUCAGCUUCCGACUCCGCCAAGUGCCUUUCGCGAUUCGUCUUCGCCUACCCUGGACGACGAUUACGACACGAUUACUCUGGGAUCGGUGAGCGCCUUCAAGGAACCCGAAAUAGUGAACCCAAUUGCGGAGUCGGCGGAACCGGAUGUUACAGAUAGUGGCGAUGCUAAGAAUUUAUUGAACGGUUCUGGGCCGAACUUCGAUCAGGAAACCCAAACAUCGUCCAUUGUUUCUCACAAAACUCCCAAUCCAACUAAUCCGGAUCUGCGGAAGGAAAUUAUCACGGAACUGGAGAGCAAAAUAGAGACCGGUGCUUUGGCGCAAACUGUCAACAAGGAUUUCGAUCGAAGGGUGGACAGUUUAUCCGCACCGAAGGACAACACUUUGUCCAACUUUAUGAUCACCACUUAUACCAAACAGAAUAGCCUGGACAUUUACGAAGAGUUGGAAGAGUCCAACUCGGACAACAGGUUUGUCAAAGUGUUUGCCACCCUGCCGAGGAACAGCGCGGAGAAUUAUGGGAAGAAGGAUGCGACGAAGAAGAAGAAGGCGAAGUCCGAGGAGUGUCCAAAUGUUGAAUGUAAAACGGAACCAAAGAGUGAGUUACCCCACAGAUUGGAGUCUCUCAAUAAUAAUGAAGCUAAUGAAAAGGUUAACAUCCAGCGAUCCAAGAGUUAUAUAUCGAUAUCCAGCAACGCCAAGUAUCAAACGGAAAAGACGCAGCAGAAGAUCGACAAGGAAGUUGAAGAACCGAAGAUUACAGCUGUGAAAAAAUCUACGAGCAUCGCGGACCUGAAUGUCGACGUGUUACAAGGCACCGAGAAGUUCUCGCAAUGGAGAGAUAAUAUAUUGAAGCAACAGAAGGAGCCCAGCAAGGAGAAGCAAUUACAAUCAUUGCAGGUGCUGAAAAGUAUUUUACCGCAGUUGAAAAAUGCUCAACAAGCGGAGGAAAAUAUAUCCAAAGAACGCAGUAGCGCAAUAUUAAAUGAAAAGAAAUACGAACCUGAAUUCACCGAAUCACAAGAUUCAGAACCGGAAUAUAAACCAUCGUCGAAGGAGAAAAAUAUGAAACGCUACGUUUAUACUGGUCCACCUGCGAUCAGUCUGGGCAGUUGGUCGGAGAGACCCAGCAUCAAUGUUCAAAUCAAAACGGACACCGAUUACAAACUAGGAAGAAGUAAUACAAACGACAGCAAAUCCAUCGUCAGUAUUACCGACGCGAGAAACGAGAAGGAUACCGCGAACUAUGCCAGCGACGUCAAUAAGAAUAACAUCGCCAAUCACAAAGACAAAAUCCAUGCUUCGACGAAUAAGAAUAAUCCGGCCGAGCGAGAACUCACGAGGAAGCUAAUCGCGCACACAACAGCUUCCGGUUUCAAGGCGCCGACGUCGAAUCGAGUUAACGUGUUCGAUUCGUCGAAGAGCAAAGAUCGACCCUUCGUGAUGGGAGUCGAGCUGAAGAAGACCUUUGUCGAGACGCCGAAGUACGGCGAGGACGAAAACGACGCCUCGAGAAACGUCAAGGAACUGUCAAAUACAUUCGGCCAGCACAUGAAUUUCAAGCAGAAACCCAAACGCGUUAACAUCAAUAGACACUCGGCGAACUACGAUACGCAACUCGCCGAGGUGGAGGUGAGAAUAGGGAAACCGAAUGUCAGUAAGCAAAAUGGCCACGCCAAGUUCGCGAAGGCAUCCAGUCAAGACGAGCUUUCCUUCAAACGGCAUUCUUGGACGCAGGAUCUUCAGGAGAGUUCGCAAGCGAGGAGGUACACAUCCAUCGUGGGUAUAAAUGAGACGAGUCAAGGCUUCAGGCCGCAAAGCGAGCCAACAUCCCUCAGAUGUAAUUUCAGCAACGCUGUGAAGAUCAAUCCGCCGAUGCCCGUCGUGAAGGGAUUCAAGAUACCUAUUAUCAACCCUAAAAUGAAUAAUAAUCAAAUCAAUCGUAAAGAAUUGUUGACGAGUGAGGGCGUGCCACCUCCUAAGCUUCCAACCAUGCCGGUGAUAACGGGAGUGACGCUGAAAAAUACCAACCCAAGACCCAAAUCGGUUCAGUUGGAUUCUAGGGAUACGCUGUUGGAGUCCAUCAGGAACUUCAGACGUGAAAAGUUAAAAAAUAUUGCAGAGAGAUAUUGAUAUAGCUAAACAUUAUAGAGCAAUUUACAGAGAAGAAUCUGUUUGAAAACAUUCCGAGAUUUGUAAGAGUGUUUUUUUAUUAGAUAUAAAUUUAUAUUAUUUGUUUUCAGAUCAUUAA